Molecule: messenger RNA, 1013 nt
Organism: Pteropus alecto (black flying fox)
Lineage: Eukaryota; Metazoa; Chordata; Mammalia; Chiroptera; Pteropodidae
Gene: UBE2S
Product: ubiquitin conjugating enzyme E2 S
Exons: 4
Coding region: 219-890 (223 amino acids)
Source: RefSeq, a predicted model, not a curated record
UGGUGCGCGCGCGACCGGCUCAGUGCGGCCGGGCACUUGGGGGAGGCGAAGCUCUAGGUGGUGUACGCUGCGGGCGUCGGAGGCAGCGGGGAGCGGAGUGGGGCCGCUGGGGCCUCGUCAGGGCCGUAGCGGCAACAGUUGGGCCCCCCUGCCCCGGCCGGCGGCCCGGAGAGCGCAGGAAGGGGGCCGGGGGGACCCUCCCCCGGCCGGGCUCAGUCAUGAACUCCAACGUGGAGAACUUGCCCCCCCACAUUAUCCGCCUGGUAUACAAGGAAGUGACAACGCUGACCACAGACCCGCCCGAUGGCAUCAAGGUCUUUCCCAAUGAGGAGGACCUCACCGACCUGCAGGUCACCAUCGAGGGCCCUGAGGGGACCCCAUACGCUGGAGGCCUGUUCCGUAUGAAACUCCUACUGGGGAAGGACUUUCCCGCCUCCCCACCCAAGGGCUACUUCCUGACCAAGAUCUUCCAUCCAAAUGUGGGCGCCAACGGUGAGAUCUGCGUCAACGUGCUCAAGAGGGACUGGACGGCUGAGCUGGGCAUCCGGCACGUGCUGCUGACCAUCAAGUGCCUGCUGAUCCACCCUAACCCCGAGUCUGCCCUCAACGAGGAGGCGGGCCGCCUGCUCCUGGAAAACUACGAGGAGUAUGCGGCCCGUGCCCGCCUGCUCACAGAGAUCCACGGGGGUGCCAGUGGGCCCAGCAGUGGGAGGGCUGAGGCCAGCCGGGCCUUGGCCAGUGUGGCUGCGGCCUCUUCCACCGACCCCAUGGCCCUUGGGGGCCCAGCAGGGGCUGAGGGGCCCAUGGCCAAAAAGCAUGCAGGUGAGCGUGACAAGAAGCUGGCGGCCAAGAAGAAGACGGACAAGAAGCGGGCUCUGCGACGGCUGUAGGGGGUUCUUCCCUCCCCACCCGACCCUCAACUGUCUCUAAGUUAUUUAAGUUAUGGCUGGGGUGGGGGAGGGCAUGGGGCACUGGGAGGUGGAUUUGUUUUUCUAAAUAAAGUUGGAAAAGCA